AUGCCCGUCUUUAACCCUGCGGUGGUGCUGUCAGAGAGUUUUGGGGCCUCCCUUGGCCACGCUUACGCCCCAGGCUUCACUUUCGGCGAAGCCCUGCAGCGCGUGGAGAACAUGAAGGCGAACGAUCACCCGUGCAUCAACGCCAACAGAUUGGAGACGGCAGGGCAGUGCACAAUCGCCGAUCUACCCGCGCAGUUCGGGACGGAAUGCGGCAAGAUGAUCCAGUAUUUCGCUGAUUACCUGGCCGGUUACGAGGGCGAGAUUCCUUGGGGCUCUCUGCACGAGCGCGCAAAGGCGUGCGACUUCGAGGGCAUGCCCGAGCCCUUCUCUUUGAAGAAGGAGCCGCCUGGCCAGUACUCUACGCAGGUGUUCAUCGUCAGGAAGCCCGAGGGCAAACGCGACAUCUUGAAGGGCGUGAACCUCCUGGGGGUGCCGACCAGGACGGACCCGUGCCUUCAGAUGUGCCGCGGGACUGGUCUGAUAUGGCGCUAUGGCAUCCAGUUUAGGGUUGGCCGCUUGACCGUGCAGCACAUGCUGAAGAAGCUGAAGGGCCACCAGCUUCGCUACCACACCGCGGCCCCCAAGGCUGGCAGGGGGUCUUCCAGGAAGACGGCCGAAUGGGAGGCCAAGGAGGCAGGGUACAAGUUCAUGCGCGAGAAGGGGCCGCGCACCAACAAUGCCAACCAGUUCAUGGAGUUUGCGGAUCGGGAGAGCUCUCGGCCAGACUCUCCUAUCUUUGGUUGGGGGGAGAGUCGCAUCGAGAGGGCCCUCAGCAAUGAUGCGAAAGGCAGGGCAAACGCCAAGGGCCUCAUGAUCUGGGCCCUGACGAUUUUCGACUUCGACCCUUGGUUCCUCAACAAUGUGAUCAAGCCCAUCCUGGUUUUCACCCUCGGGGCCUUUGGUGUGGCGUGGAUAGGCAAGACUCGCGUCGGGAAGAGCGCUGGGUCGAAGACCCUGGCCUUCAUGAUGAGCCGCGUGGAGAUCGAAGAGCUGGAGCCGUCUGGAGAAGGCGAAGCGGGGUGGCUUGCCCCGACGAUCGUGACCGCCAAGCACUUCGAUUUCUUCAAGGCUGAGCCAGAAACCCGCGUCAGGCCCGCCAUCUUUGACGACGGCGAGUUGGAUUAUCAGUCGGCGUCCAUCCUGAAAGCCUUCCUGAGCCCGAGCGAGGAAGACGCCGCGAUCUGGGCUCGGUGGGGCUGUUCCGAGUUCGACACUGGGUCUUCCCGCCGGGUGAAGGACGACGAGGACAUGCUGGCCGUUGGCUCGCGGGCGCACUUCGCGUUGUGCACGGACAAGAGGGUGUGCUUCUCCCGUGCGAGCGACGAGCAGAGCCGCGCGCCCUGGUGGACCUGCGCCAACCCGAAGAAGCCAGACCUGUUCAACCAGAAGUGCAGGGAAACGUUCGGCAAGUACAAGAAAGACCCUAGCAGGCCCGUGUACCCCGCCUACUUCGAGGACGACAUCAAGUGGUCGAUGGACUACCUGAAGCAUCUCAUGCAUAGCCAGGACGUGCCGGCCGUGUCGACAAUCAUCGGCGCGGGCAUCUUCCCUGCCGAGCCCAAGCCGUCUUCGCCGAGAAGGGUGGGCUACGACGAGUGGGGCGCGCACUUGAUGGGCGCCGCCGCAUCGGCGGGCAGCGGCGCGGCGUCGUCAGGCGGCCCCGCAGAUGCGCCAGCGCCCCCCCUCGCCAGCGCCAAGAGGGAGCUCAUCGAGCCCCCCGAGGCCAAGGGCAAGUUCAGUCGCUGGCGUUCGCCGCUUGCAUCGCAGUUGCGAGCGGGGCAGCCGCUGUCUGCGCCGCACAUGCACCGCAGUUGUUCUGGCUCGAGGGCGUUUCCGCGCACGGGGCGGACCGCCCGCUGCCGGUGGCCCAGCGGCGCGACCGCGGCGGUGGUCGGAAUGGCAGGGUACAAGGACUUGAAGGAGCACCGCGCCUCGCUGAAAGACCUCGGCUUCAACUGCAGGGACGACUACUUGCGGAACGUCAAGUGCGCGAAGAUCAACGAUGCGGGCGACGUGGCCAACAACUCGUCACUGCGAGUCCUCAUCUUCGCGCAGGUCAUAGGCUUCCUGCCAACGUGGUACGAGUGCCCCGAGUGCGGUGGCGACAACAAGUCCAUGACUGCUGGCUCGAUUCUGCAGGGCGUCCAGGGGUCGUCGUGGGAACAGUUCUUCGACGCCAUGGCCAUGUGGGUCAUGGAUUACCCCCGCCAGCUGAUUCAGCGAGAGCCGGGCGUGACGUACCAGACGCUUGACCGCUGGGUGUUGCUCUUCCAGGGCAAGGUGGCUAAGGCGCUCAGCAGCAUCAUGUCUAAAUCUGGGUUCUGGCCGAAAACGAGCAAGAAGCCGAAGGGCGCGGCGGCGGCCAGGGCCCGCGGCAGGAUCUCGCUCGCCAAGAAGAAGGGCAAUAUUGCUGCGAAAGCGGCGGCACAGAGGAAGAAGGCUGGCAUCACGCUGACCAAGAAGGCCGACGCGUCCAAAUUCAAGCUCGUGGUGCAGGUGGACGAGGGUCGCCCCGACAUCUGGUUCUUCCGUAUCCUGGACCACCCGAACGACGCCUUCGAUGGCAAGCCCCGCGGUCACGAGGAGAUGCUGACCAACCUCCACUUGCUCGGCAUGCGUAAAGGGACCAUCCUGGUGAGCGUUCAAGAAGUGCAAGCUCCCGCGGAGAUGGCUGGGCCAGCGGCGGCCAUUCCUCUGCCUCCGCCCGGGGCCGCCGCUGGCGGCGGCGUCAUCUUGCCCGCGACACCAAUGGUGAUUUUGGCCGUCCAGGACCCGUGCGACGGCGCCGUCGUCCUUGCGCAUUCGUACACCUUCCAGUCGGUGCGGACGUUGGCUCCGCCAUCUGGGGAACGAUGGGAACUACAGUUUACGGUGGACCAGCCGAGCCUCGCCUACCUGGCGAGCGGGGCAGAAUCUAUGCCCCGUCGCGGAGUCAUGGGACUGGCGUCCGCGAGCCCCAGCCCUAGGAAGGCCAAGAAGGGCUCGCCAGAUUCUGGCAAAGCUCGCACUCCGUCAACGUCGCCCCCUCCCACGGCUCGCGCCACCACCCCUAGUUGGCCCGAGAUCAUGAAGCGCAAAACGCAGUUCGAGCGCGACUGCGCCAGGGACAGCCUCACGAGUCAGCUUCCCGAUGGCCUUCGGAAGAUCGCGUGGGAGUUGAUUGUGAAUCCAGCGAAGAUCCAGGGGGCUUGCAGUUUGAUAUCGCGGUCCGUUCUUGCCGAAGCCCCGAGCGUGAAGAAGAAGCGCGGGGUGAAAGCCGUCGACGACGCCUCCGCCAAAGUUUGGGGCAUCGACAAGAAUUCGCAGAUUCCGAAGUACUGGAUCUGGGAGGCAGUCCGCCUAAUGUCGAACGACGGCACCAUCGUCGAGAGCUUCAUCAGUAGGUACGACAAGAAGGACAGGGCUUUCGUUCGAAAGCUCCUCGAGGCCUUGACAGGGCUUCGCUCGACGUGCAAGGUGCUGCAUCAUAUGAAGCAGAAGCGCCUGGCUGGCCGCAUCGUGAGCAGGCUCUAUACUUUGAUGGGUAGUCGCUGGGGUGCCAUCAAAGACAUGCUCGAUGGCAAUGCCUUGAAAUGGGAGGAGCACGGGGUCUUCGCGAAGUGCGAGCCGAACGAGCGCGGCGUCAUCACGCACAUCAGGCACAUCAGUGGCCAGGUCGCCAGCGUUCCGAGGAGCAACAUGGUGACGGCCGAGUGGUACUUCGAGCAGAACUGGUCGGACAAGUACGCCCGCCUCACUGAUGGCGAAUCGGGCUUCCUCUGCUUCACGCGCUUCGCAGACCAGCACGACCAGGACUGGUACAAGAUCGCGUCGGACCCAGCGGACACGCUGAAAGAGAUCGCGGCGCAGGAGGAGGCCAAGCUCGAGGCUGACUGCAAUAAGGUCAAGUCCACGGAUAUCAAGAUAUCCACGGUGGUCGCCUCGGCAGCGGAGGGUGCCCAGCGCCGCAAGAUCGCCGUCAAGGGCCCGCCGAGUCAGAAGAUGCUGGCGACGGCAGCCGAUUAUUUGACGAGCGUGGUGUUCGUUAACCCUGCCGACGGCACGGAGUACAUCUCCGCGGUCGACUCGCGGGGCGCGACCCAGGUGUGGAUCCAGAACUUCUGGAGCGACAACAGGCGUGCCGUCGUGCCGUUGCAGUUCCCCGCGGACAACCCGAGGGUUCUGAGCAUCGCAGUAUGGCGUCAUGAGCAGGACGGGUGCCAUGUUUGGUGGGGGAUUUCUCAGUUCUUCGAAUUGCUUUGUCUUCGGUUGAAAAAGACGCCAUCCCAGUGGGCUCAGAGCAGGAGGGAUGCGUGGAGCCGGUAUCUUCGGAAGAUGUCUCUUCGGUUUCCACGCUUGCGCCUCAGUGCGCCAUGCGCGAACGUCGAGAGGGGGCUCAGCAAGCAAGAGUCGGCGAAUCGUCCAUUGCAGUUUCCGACCUUCAGUUCCACAGCGUUGGUGCUCAUGCUUUGGGGAUGGGGCUCUGGCAAUCAGGCGCAUUGCGGCUUCUCGACUGAGGACGCUUGCACGAUGUCCCUCCAGAUGUUGGACAUGUUGGUUGCCUCCAUGCCGACGUUCAGGGUCCACGUGAACAUCGACCCAGCGGCCCAGCGCGCUGGGCGUUACACGGUCGGCAGGAACCCGAAGUUCAUCACGAUUGCGGGCGGCGCGAUGAAAAGGUUAGAGCUCUACGCCGUCUUGGCUGAGUCCUUCCGUGCGUUUUUAGUGCCAGCCGAGUUUCAAAACACUGCUAUUUGGAGUGACCACAAGGACGAGCUGACUUUGAGAGACAUCUGUCAGAUGUUCACAGCCUCGGCGGACCCCGUGAGGAAUGACUGGCUGGUCAAGCAGAUCUUGUGGGGCAUCGGAUCGGCUCUUGACGCGCAGGUUAGAUUGUCGCAGGACAUUGAUGUGUUCAUGCCGCCCGACCUCACGUUCGAAAAGAAUAUGUUCGGGACCUCGGGCGUAUUGCAACCGCCUGAUGGCUCGGCCGCUCCACGCAUGCUGAUGCGCUACAUGACAGCUGCCAAGAGGCAUUUCGCAGACGCCGACCGCUUGAGCUUCAUCAUGGACGGUAGCAGGCAAGACCACAGGAAGAUGAUGUCCGGCGUCGUGGUUGACUCAAGUGACGCGGCGGCUUGGUGCCCUCCUCAGGCCGGGUGGUUCCGAGAUCCAUCUGCUUAG
Molecule: messenger RNA, 5163 nt
Organism: Prorocentrum cordatum
Lineage: Eukaryota; Dinophyceae; Prorocentrales; Prorocentraceae
Source: the annotation of a GenBank genome assembly